AUGUGUGUGAAGAUCACUCUCUGCCUGACGCUUGUCGUCUCCAUCAAUGCUCACGUAUUGAGACACCAUUCAGUCAGCUUAGAACCACUGGAUUCUAAAGGUAUUACCGUUGAAAAUACAGUGGGAUAUAAAGCAGAAAAGCAUCCACCAACUUCAUUUCCGAAGAACAACAUCGACGACCAGGAUAAAGAAAACCAAACCAACAUUGUGUUUCCUGUCUCCGAAGAGGACAUCGAAGAAGUAGCACCUCUUGCAGAUUUUACACCAUCAUUAGAAGACCGCAACGGUGUUCGUGUUGGCCAUUGUCCAGCAGGUCAAGUCCGACGGUCGGGAUAUUGUGUAGACAGCGAUUACUAA
Messenger RNA from Arctia plantaginis, 357 nucleotides. NCBI's taxonomy places the organism in Eukaryota, Metazoa, Arthropoda, Insecta, Lepidoptera, Erebidae. The record is from the annotation of a GenBank genome assembly.